Molecule: messenger RNA, 807 nt
Organism: Colletotrichum spaethianum
Lineage: Eukaryota; Fungi; Ascomycota; Sordariomycetes; Glomerellales; Glomerellaceae
Product: autophagy-related protein 101
Exons: 2
Coding region: 1-807 (268 amino acids)
Biological process (GO): autophagosome assembly; autophagy
Cellular component (GO): phagophore assembly site
Source: RefSeq, a predicted model, not a curated record
AUGCAGCAGCAAACCCCUCCCGAGUUUAUCCUAGACGCCUUCGCCGACCCGGCCUCCGUACGGGAUGUCGUCAAAGGUAAACCGUUCCCCCCUUAUGUCACUCCUCCCUUCCCGCAGCCCGCAGCGGCAGCCCCGCUAGACGUCAUAUCCCUCACGAACGAACAAACCCCCGAACCUCAACGCCACGAUGCCCGCAUCCAACCUCCCCACGCGCACACGCGGGCGCAAAAAUUAGUGACACAUGCCUAUCCUAAACAGCCAGAAACUAAAACCAAGCUCGCAGGAAUCCUCCACACAAUCUUCUUCCACCGCUUCUUCCCCGCCGUUGUCCCCUAUACGCGCGAAGUGCUCGACCUGACCCUUCCCUACGUCGACGAUGUCGAGCUCGAGACCAUGAUCGAGCAACGCGCCACCGCACUCGUCCGACAGCUCGAUGCUGAGCGCUCCUCAUCGUCAACCUCGACGGGCUCGGGCGGCGGCGGGGGAGGGCGCGGCCAGCUCAACGUCCAGUUCUUUGAGAAGAAGCGCCGCAAGGCCUGGCUUAUGCGCGGCGACGAGGAGGUCUGCUGGGAGUGCUGGACCGUCAAGGUCACCGUCGCCGAGCCCAGGACGGAGACUGAGCGCGCAAAGGUCCGCAAGGCCAUGGAACAGACCCUCAUGACGACCGUUAUGAAGGUCAUCACCUUCGUCAAUGCCCACAAGGACCACAUCCCUCCGAUAACCACGCAGGGAUCGAACCCUUUCCCCUACCAGAUUAACAUCAAUCAAAAGGAAUCCGGAUGGGCCACGAGGAUGGGCAUAUACUGA